Molecule: messenger RNA, 312 nt
Organism: Prorocentrum cordatum
Lineage: Eukaryota; Dinophyceae; Prorocentrales; Prorocentraceae
Source: the annotation of a GenBank genome assembly
AUGAUCCCGACACCACAGGCCAUCGUGUACGCUACUCGCCAGCCUACGGACCGACAUGUCCGCUACUUCGACGCAGCGGAGUUGAGGACCCUCAGCAAGGUCUGUCCCCAGCUGUACAACAAAGCGGAGGUCGCGCUCACCAGAUGGCUCGUGUGGGACCCACCAAGUGGCUUGGCUUCCUGUGUGCCUACAUCCGGCGGUUUGCGGUCGACUGCACCAACCAAGUCCGUGACCUUCGGAUCAAGCAGAAUGGGAAACUGGUGCAGCAUUCCUCCGUGGCUCGUGAGAGCCGACAGUGAUUGCAGUGCUUAG